UCCCAGUCAGGGCCAAGCCUUCGUCCAGGAUGGCUCUCUUUCUUAUCCUAGCUCUCUCCUUCUUCACCGUCGUGUCCUCCAGGCACAACUACACCAUCGACCAGAAGAUCAGGGACGACUCCGAUCUGUCUCAGUUUUAUUCGUUGCUGGAACGAGAUAAGGUAGCAAAAAGCACUCUAGAAUACAGGGCAGUUACUAUCUUCGCUCCCCUUAAUUUUGCUUUCCAAAAAUUCAAAGGAAAACCGGAUGAAUCCUUGGUGCUGUACCAUAUAACUAAUUCAGCUCAUAAGUUGAAUCAACUUGGAUAUACCGUUUCGUCUGAAUAUGAGGGCAACCCACCUCUUUGGGUUAGUCGAGUGAGAUAUGAAAACAAGGAUGAAAUAUACAUUAAUAAUGCUAGAGUAGUUCAACAAAGGUCAAAUUUCGUUCAGAAUAACAACUUAGGAAAGAAGCAAGUAUUGCAUAUUUUGGAAGGAGUUUUAGAACCAGUACGAUCUACAUCUCCGGAAGUGCCUAUUUAUAAUCCUAACGCGUAUGAAUUUAUGAAUUAUUCUGAAAGUCUUGAUCUUGAAAACCACAGGAUAAGAUCUUUCAGACAUCGUGUUAACUACAAUAAUAAGCAAAAUGUUUUUACGGCAGAAGGGAAGUUCACUUUUUUCAUACCCGUUGAUGAAGGAUUUCAGCCUCCUCCCAGGCCAGACAAAAUAGACGAUAAAGUAAUCGAUGGACACGUUAUUCCUGAUAAAGUUCUCUUCACAGCUCCAACUGAAGAUGGCCAAGAAUUUGAAACACUUUCUUACACAGAUACAUUGAAGGUUACAAUUUCAUUUAGUACCGAAAAGGAUGGAAAAGAAAUAAGAAAAUAUGUUAAAAGCCAUACUAUUGUUGGUGAUCAACAGCAUCCUAAUGGCGUCGUUUUAGCAGAAAUUGUGAAAGCAAAUAUUCCUGUUAGGAACGGUGUUGUACAUCUAAUACAUAGACCACUGAUGGUUGUCGAUACGACUGUUACUCAAUUUUUAGAGUCGUUUAAGAUUUUUGAUCCUGUGUUUGUAAAAUCACAGAGAAUAUUUGAGGGGAUCAGAAGCCAAGAUGAUCGCGAAGAUGGGCCUCUGUAUAAAUUGUAUGAAGUAAUUAGGGAUACGGAUGGUGACUUCAUGGAACGAUUAACUAGAAUGAGAGAAUUGACACUUUUUGCUCCUUCUAACGCUGCCUGGCGAGACCCGAGUUUGAAUCUCAUUAUGAGGGAUCGUAAUCGUAUUAGAGAUAUCCUUCACAUGCAUCUUGUCGAAGAGAAAUUGCCAAUGGAAACUAUCAUAUACAAGAACAUCAACCAGGCCCCCACACUGACUCCCCGCAAAAAUCUCUACUUCAAUGUAAUCAACAUCGGAGGCAAUAAGACGCUGACCGUAGAAGGAGGUGGUGUGAAUGCUACCGUUAUCCAGCCGGACAUAGCUGCAAUCAACGGCAUUGUUCACAUAAUAGACAGAGUCCUUGGUGUUGCUCAUACUACCGUUGGCAAAAAAUUAGCUGCAGACCCAAUGUUGAAUAAAACAUAUCAGAUGGGAAAAGCUCAAGGAUUCAACACUCAGCUUGACGAUAUGAAUAAAAGAUUUACUUAUUUUGUUCCAAGAGAUUAUGCUUGGAAAAAGCUUGAAACUCGGAAUCCUUCUGCUCAUAAGAAGCUCUUCAUGCACGAAUUCGCUUAUCAUGCAAAACAGAUAUUGGAGAGACAUCUGGUCGUGGCUGACAAAAGUUUCACUAUCGCCGAACUGGCAAACAUGACCCAGCACGAGGCCAAGCAGCUACCCACCGUUCGAGAUGUUGUCAAGUUCAAAGUUAAGGAAAACCAGAGAAGUUUUUACAUUGAAUGGAACAAUGAUUGGAUACACGUUUUCCGCCCAGACGUCGAAUGUACCAAUGGAGUGAUUCACGUGAUUGACAAGGUUCUUCUUAAGGAAAGUGACAUUUACGUGACCGGUUCCGGUUAUCAUCUCCACCCAACCUUCGGUUUCGUGUUCUGUCUUCUCCUUAGCCGCUAUUUGUAGGCAUUAGCAUGUUAAGAUUUGUAAUAAGAGUUUCUGUCUUUGUGUGUUAUUUUGACCGAAUUCGCAUGCAACGCUUUUCCUGGUAUGGGCAGUGGGAUGCUUGAAACGUAGAAAAACAAGAGCACACAACUGUCGUUAAGUAAGGAAAAGUAUGCAAAAAAAUAAAAUGUAUGAUCCCUAAUAUGAAAGUGAAAAAGUAGAGACCCUUUUUUUGAGUAAUUAAUACAAACCUAAGACAUAAAUGUGUUGACCAUUUGUUCAAGACUGACUGAUUUGAAGACAUAAUGGGUCUCUUUCCUCGAAUUUUCUUUUUCACUUUCGAUUUUUAUCAGCUGAUUCAAUUUAUUUUAAAAAAACAAAAAAAAUUAAAACCUAAAAUAGAAAUUUUAAAUUGUAGAAUUUGGUAAAACACACUAAGUUAUUAUUUCUAGCCAAAAUGAAUAAACAAAAAACUAUUUUGAUUUAUUUAUAUACUAAAAAAUAAUAUUGUUAAUUAUACAAUUUAUUAUUUUGGAUAUAUGACUAAAGGACUAGAUCGGUGCAUUAGAAGUCAAAAUAGUUGAAAUUUUAUUUCUGAUUUAGGUUAUGUUUAUUCAUUUUGGAAGUUUUGUAAGAUUCUUGGGGAGAAGAUCUAUGAAAACAGUCUAGUCUUUUUUUUUUUUAUUAUAAUUAUUAAAUUUGAAUAAAAUGUAUGCGUUUGUAUAAUUCAUCGUGUUUUAUUUUCGUUCUUGUGUUUACACAUUAUAUUUCUGAUUCAAAAUUGCACAAUUGUUAUUUAUUAAUACUAGAAAAAUAUAAUUUUGAUAAUUUUAAGAUAGUCAAAAUUAGAUUUCUGUAAAAGUAAUUGUCGAAAUAACUUUUCCUGGUAGAUUUUGUUUUCUUUUCUUUUUAUAUGAUAAGGCAGUUUUUUAAAUUUUAUUUUUUAUUUUUCUUCAAGCAAUUGAAGUUAAGAAAUUAAUUGAGAUUAAAAUAAAUAUUUAUUGUAUUAUUUUCUUUUGAGGUAUUUGGAACGUUUCACAUGUUCUUUUAUAAUUAUAUUAUUAUAGAAUUUUGAAUUUUUAGUUUUAAAAUAAACUGUAAAUGGAAUAGAAAAAUUCCAUAAAUUAAAUAUUAAAAAAUAAGUCCAAAUUUAAUGUUUAAAUGUUACUAAAUAAUAUAUGUACAUAUAAUCUGCAUCCAUAAUGCAGUUGUUGAUAUUUUUUUCUUGUAAAUUGAAGUUAUUAUAUGAUCGGAAAUUCUAAGAUUCUAUAUUCCAUAAUAUUGCAAUUUUAUUGGUAUUCUUCAAAUAUUGUAUUUGCACUAUUUUUUAUCGACCAGUAAUUUAUUAAUGAAACUACAGAGGACAAUAUAUAAAUUAUUUUUUGUAUUGUGUUCUGAUUCAUGUAUAAUAUAAGAUAUAUUACUUCAUAUAAAGCAUUUAUCGUGUUGGGAAUAACUUAUGUUUAAUUAAAUGCUAAAUAUUCCAUUUCUCAUUGUCCAUUGUUGUUAUUUUAUUUUUUCUAUUAAAGAUAUAAAUAGCCUUAUAGUAAAUGUCAGUGUGUAGUCAACUUCUUAACAACUAAAAUAAAAAAAAAUGUUAAAUAUAAAUUUGUGAAAUCUACUUGUUAUUGUAUGUUAGCCGUAAAAAAAAAAAAAAAAAGAUUCAUGGAUUAAAGUAUAAUUUAAAUGCUGUAAAUUUUAUAAUAAGGUGUAAUAAAAUAAAUCAUGAUACUGCCAAUAUUUAUAAAGCCUGUUGUGAAUUUAUUGCAAUUCUUUUAAAAACAUAUUCUGUACUGUUAUAAUUCUUAAAACUUUGUAAACAAAGGAAUAUGGGACUUAUAUAAUUAACUGUUUGGUUUUAACAGAAAGCUUAAUUUAAAAAAAAUAUAUAUGUUUGAAUUUAAAUGGCAGUUUGGCAUGGGUUAUACUUACGAGCAUUGCAUGUUUUGUCUCUACAUUAUCUAUUUUUGCAUUAUUUACCUCUGUUUUAUUUAGAUGUAAUAUAGAUAUUUUAGCUGUACUUCUAAAAUGAUCGAAUUUCACAGUAUAUUCACUUUUUAAAAUAUAAGUGUAAUAAUUUAAAAUUCAAAUCUAGCUCCUUCAAAUUACUGCUCAUCUUAUUUUAAUUAUAACUAUUUUAAUUUUUAACAUUUGUCAAUAAUUUGAAAGGUUAUCCUCAUGAAAAUUAAACAAUGAACAACAUCGAUAAUUAAAUUUUAUUUUUUAUCAUAUCUGUCCAUUUUUGGUUCAAAAUAUUUUUUUUUUAGCUUUUAAAAUCUUUGAAUUUAAGUAUUAAAAAUAAGGUUUAGAUAUUUUAAGAAAGCAACACCAUAUUUUUUGAGAUAAAGUUAUAGCAAACAAUUUUGGGAUCAUUUCUUUGUACACUAGCUUUCUAAUUGUUGGAAGAUAUAACCCAUAUAAAAUAGAAAUAUGUAUGAUUAAAAUAAAAUAAAAACAGUUACAAAUUAUUUGGAUAGAGUCUUUGAUUCGGUAAAGGUCCACAUAGAUUUUAAAAUGCUAUUUUUUAUAAUUUGGUCUUUUAUUGAAAUUUUAUUUUAAAAACGGCAAUAGUGGAAUUAAUUUAAGUGCGAGUAUUGAUGGAUUUUGUGCGCUAAAUGAAUGAAAUUAUGUUUUAAGGGUUUUCUGAGGAAGGGUAAAAGCUUUGAGUCCUAUGUAUAUUUAGGGAACAAUGUACAUACAACUUUGCAGUAGAAAUAUAAGCAUGGUUUAAAAUGAAUCUCAAGAAUUGCUGUUUAGAUCUGCCUUUCAUAAUUAUUAAUAACUUUACUUAUUUAAGAAAAAAAACAAGAAGAAAAGUGAAUUGUUCGCAAUACCAUAAGUUCAAUAUGCUAUUAAUGUUGUAAAUAAAUAAAUGUAAUAUAUGUUUUUUUCAUUAUGCAUGGACAUAAAUGAAUAAAAAUCUCUUAAACUUUACAUCAUGCUCUAUUCUUAUGCUAUUUUUUCUUUGAAACCUUUCUAAUUCUUACUAUGUGAAUCUAAGUUAUGAUUUCACAGUCAGAUGAGAAAAUAAUAUGAUAUAAAAUAAUAUUUGAAACUCGGUGCACUCGUUCCAGAUUCUGACCAUUUGGAAGCUAUCAGUUGCGGAGUUAUUUUGAACCCAAGGUAUGUCCUUUAUCUGUUAUUUGUGUCAUAGCCAUGAUCUUAUUUAUAUUCUAUUUAAAUGUUUUAUUCAUAAAAUAAAUGUUAAUAAGUUAAUUUAAUAAUUUUUUUUUUAAUUUAGGUUUUGAC
Nezara viridula (southern green stink bug) is the source of this 5273-nucleotide messenger RNA. The record is from the annotation of a GenBank genome assembly. NCBI's taxonomy places the organism in Eukaryota, Metazoa, Arthropoda, Insecta, Hemiptera, Pentatomidae.